This is a messenger RNA of Odobenus rosmarus divergens (Pacific walrus), 2010 nucleotides long. RefSeq names its product leucine-rich repeat, immunoglobulin-like and transmembrane domains 1 (gene LRIT1). NCBI's taxonomy places the organism in Eukaryota, Metazoa, Chordata, Mammalia, Carnivora, Odobenidae. Gene Ontology annotation, molecular function: protein binding. Gene Ontology annotation, cellular component: endoplasmic reticulum membrane. The transcript has 4 exons. The coding region runs from base 145 to 2010 and encodes 621 amino acids. The record is from RefSeq and is a predicted model, not a curated record.
AGUCUGUCCCUGUUUAUCCGAUGGCCUCAGGAGGGGUUGUGGGGGGGCUGAUGAGCCAGUGGGCAGCUGUCGGGCUUCCUGGGCUGGGAGGACAGAGCAGUCCAGGGACAGGCCCCUGUCCGGGCUACAGAGGAGCCAGGAGCCAUGAGGGUGGCAGUGGGCAUGCUUUGGCUCCUGGCCCUCUGGGGGCACCCCCAAGCCCAGGGCUCCUGCCCCUCUCAAUGCAGCUGCAGCCUCUACAUCCUGGGUGAUGGCAACAAGGCCAGGACGGUGGUGUGCAACGACCCGGACAUGACCCUGCCCCCCGCGUCCGUCCCUCCAGACACCUCCAGACUGAGCCUGGAGCGCACGGCCAUUCGCAGGGUGCCCGGGGAGGCCUUCAGGCCGCUGGGCCGCCUGGAGCAGCUGUGGCUGCCCUACAACGCGCUCAGCGAGCUCAGCGCCCUGAUGCUGCGGGGCCUGCGCCGCCUGCGCGAGCUGCGCCUGCCCGGGAACCGCCUGGCCGCCUUCCCCUGGGCGGCGCUCAAGGACGCCCCCCAGCUGCGGCUGCUGGACCUGCAAGCCAACCGGCUCUCCGCCGUGCCGCCCGAGGCCGCGCGCUUUCUGGGGAACCUCACUUUCCUCGACCUCUCCAACAACCAGCUGAUGAGGCUCCCGCAGGAGCUGCUGGCCACCUGGGCUCACCUGCAGACCGGGCCCUUCCUUCCCGGCUACCGCACCAGGCUGGUGCUGGGGCUGCAGGACAACCCCUGGGCCUGCGACUGCCGCCUCUAUGACCUAGCCCUUUUCCUGGAAGGCUGGGCCCCACAUCUGGCCUUCAUAGAGGCCAGGCUGAAGUGUGCCAGCCCACGCAGCCUGGCUGGAGUGGCCUUCAGCCAGCUGGAACUGAGGAAGUGCCAGAGUCCUGAGCUCCGCCCGGGGGUGGCCAGCGUCAGGUCCCCGCUGGGCAGUGCGGUAUUGCUGCGUUGUGGGGCCACCGGCGUCCCUGGGCCAGAGAUGAGCUGGAGGAGAGCCAACGGGCACCCACUCAAUGGCACAGUGCACCAGGAAGUCUCCAGCGACGGCACGAGCUGGACGCUGCUGGGCCUGCCUGCUCUGUCCCCCCCUGACUCUGGAGACUACAUCUGCCAGGCCAAGAACUUCCUGGGAGUCUCUGAGACUGUCAUCUCCCUGGCCAUCACUGAACUUCAGGCUUCCACGGAACGGAGUGGGAGCCCAGGGACACUGUGGGCAAGGGGUGAGGGGGCAGAAGCUGCUGCGUACAACAAGAUGGUGGCCAGGCAUGUCCCUGACAUCCCCGGACCUGCUGUCCCGGCCACCAGGUCCCCUGUGCCCAACAUGAAGGGGGAGCUGACCCUCCAGCACUUCCAGAUGGGGACCCCAGGAGGGCGCUCAAGUGGGCAGGCAGGACGCCAGGAGGCCCGAAUGGUGAGGUCUCUCAAGGUGGUGGGAGACACUUACCAGAGCGUGACCUUGGUGUGGAAGGCCCCCCAGGCUGGCAACACGACCACCUUCAGUGUCCUCUACGCGGUCUUUGGGCAGCGCAGCAUGCGGCGGGUGGUUGUGCAGCCUGGGAAGACCAGCGUCACCAUCCGUGGGCUUGCGCCCAAGACCAAGUACGUGGCGUGUGUCUGUGUGCGGGACCUGGUGCCCCAGAAGGAGCAGUGUGUCAUUUUCUCCACGGAUGAGGUGGUAGACGCCGAGGCCACCCAGCGGCUCAUCAACGUGGUGGUGAUCAGUGUGGCUGUUGUCAUCUCCCUGCCCCUCACCCUGCUCGUGUGCUGCGGGGCUCUGCAGCGGCGCUGUGCCAAGUGCCCCACGGGGGGCUCUGCUGAGGCCGCGGGCGCCUACGUCAACCUGGAGAGGCUGGGUCACAGCGAGGAUGGCUCCGAGGAGCUGUCCCAGCACAGCCUCAGUGAGGCCGACAGGCUCCUCUCGGCCCGGUCCAGCACGGACUCUCAGGUCCUGGGCGCCAGGGGGGGCCGGCGGAUCAAUGAGUACUUCUGCUGA